UUGCCAUUUCCCUCUUUUAUCUUCUCACUACUUACCGGAUUAUACUAUAAGCCUAGGAUUGGUCUUGUUUAUAUAUUAAAACCAUAGACAAUACAUAUAGAACAUUUGUUAUUGGAGUUACAAUGAUUCUCCUCGAAUUCCAAUGGAUUUUAUAGAUUUUCCCACUUCGCAAAAUUUUUUAUUCACAAAAGAAAAGCCGACGCGCAAAUGGGCAAAGUACAGCCGAUUCGCGCACCACCCCCGACGGGCAGACGUGGCAAAAGUAGUGGCAAGGGGAAUGUCUGUGUCUGCCAAUGCGUCUCCCCUAUAACUAUGUACUCUCCUUGCUCAUCUGGUCGUGUCAACUAUUCCUAGUAUUGACGUUUCGUUCCUCAGAUGGUCCUGUUCUUUUCAUUUCCCUAUUGUGACCGCAUUUCACCCAAUUUCGUUCCUCAUUUUUCCGCAAGUAAAGGUGGAUCUAGAUGUGACCCCGCGUUGAUUAGAAAUAAUCAGUCACACUUACCGUGGAAAUUUGGAUUCAAAGUUUUGGGCAUGUGAACUUCUGUUCCAGAAGAGCAUAAAACUGGAAUAUUCCGCAGUGAUUUUCUUGGUGAGAGGGAUGGUCUGUGAAAAGUGACGCAGUCGAUUGUAAAAUCGAUCCAAGAAUGGAUGUAGUGCCGGGCAAUUAUAAUAAAUACAGUGGCCUUGAAAUUUUCAGUAUGACUCAUUUUAUUAGUUCAUUUCUAAUCGAUAGAAAUUGACGAUCUGGGGAGAGUUGUUGGGGUGAAGUGUUCUACUUUUUUCGCGCUUCGGGUGCAGACUCGGUGCUGCGGAUUUCAUCCAGUGGAGUAUUCACGAACAAAUGGAACCGCAAAAUCGUCACAUUUCGAUAGUUGAGAUUAAUAAAAUGGUUCCUAUGUGGACAGGUCGACGUAGAUAGUCUACGAAUUAAUGAAAUUUGCGUUCAAGCAUUUAUGGCAUCGGUGUAGAAUCAUCACUGUUGACGAAGGUAAAAUAAAGGAGUUUUGCCACAUAGUGAACAACAUGGAUAAGGGUCCUUUAUUUUAUAUGUUCCGGGUGGAACCGCACUUUUCACCCCAACGCAAGAUGAGCAGCGGCAAUGGAGUGGGAUUUGGCCUGGGGGUAGGGGUGACAGGGGGAACAAGUCCAGCAGUUGCCCAACAAGGGCAGGGAAUUGCUGCCCUAUUAGUCAUGCUCGCUGUCCUCUGCUUCAUAUUCGCAUACUGUUGCUGGGGAGCUCCUUUCUGCCGGUCGUUGUGCAGAAGAUACUGCUGUUGUCAAUUGGAGGAUCCGGAGCCUGAUUCGAGAUUUGGAAACAGCGAGCAGGCGAUGGUUGCUACUCCUACCAUUAUUCUUCUGCCCCAUGGGAGAAUGUUGGUCGUCGACGGAACGAUUUUUACUCAGUUUCAAGGAGAUACUAACGGUUUAGAUCUCGUGGAAUUGGGGGAAAAUGUUAUGCGAGCACAAAGAAAUCCCCGUUACGUGAACCGGCACCAGCUGCAAAGUAACCAGGGUAGUAUUCUCGAAAUGGAUGCUGAAACUCCGAGUAAAGAUAGUAUGGGAUCAAUAGGAAUCUUUCCUCCUCCUACUUACGAAAGUAUCUAUGGAAAGGACGAGGGUGGCAUGCCUCCAUCCUACUCGGACAUUCUCCUCUGCAGAUUUGCAAAUCUUCCAUACGAAAUGGAACUGCAGGAUCGCUGCGCCAACAGCAAGGAGGACAUCGAGAUGCACAGUCUAGACAGUUGUCCACAUGUCAUAAACAACAUAAUGAGCAACACGGCCUACCACCCCUAUGCAACAAUUGCAUCUUUUUCAAGUCAAAGUUUUCCACGUAGCAAUAUCUCGAGAAACUCCUCAGUAAUUGCAAACCCGAUGGAUGAUUUUUACAUUAACAACGAGCUCGGAGGGAUUUAUGCCAUCAGUCACAUAGACGUUCCCAUUUCAGACGCCAGAAGACAUAUCUCCAACGAAGAACUCAGGCACCAGCGUCACCCUAACGGCAUUAAUAUCCUGCAAAAUCCACUGGGAGUGGACAUGCGAUCCGAUGAAAGUAUUAAUAUCAUUAAUGCGGAUGUUCAUGACAGUAGGUCCGGGGAACUUCAGCCGAAUCGGAUAGACAUAAGGAGUGUGAGUUUCCACGCCGCGGGAGCAACAAAUGGAGAAGUCACGGUCAACAUUGGCACCCGUGAAGAUCAUUUGAAUGAUACAACAUCGAUACAAGCUAUGAGGAUGAGAGAAAUAGAUAAUAGAAUCAAUAAUGACGAGGACGACAAUGAUUUUGGAGCACUCGCUGAUAUCAGAGAAAGCAGAGUUUGAUUUCUGCCGGCGAAAUAAAAAUUUAAUGGCUGAGAGAACAAAUCAGGAAAAAGGUUUGUUGGUUUAUAAAUAUUCUGACGAUGAGAGAAAAAUGUUCAAGAUGCAUUUGUCGAGAGAUGUUGGCAUGAUGAUUCAGAGGAAGAUCGUGUCACGUUCUUAAGUGAGUUAAUUCAGUUUCCAAGUGUAAACUAUUGUUGAACAAAAAGACUAAAUAGUGCAGACUCCGUUGGGUGAGGGUCUACAGUAAAUACCACCGGUAAAUGUGGGAAGAAAAAAAAAUGAAGAGACCAUCUUUGUAAAAAAUUUUCUAAAUUAAAAGAAGAACAGAAUUUUCUUAGACCCAAAUGCAAGUAUCAACUUGUCAAGAGACAACCGCUGAGAGCCUGUUGUGGGCAAUUCUUGAUGUAGAGUGGAUUUUUUCAAGUGAAAUCUCGGUGGAGUAUUAAGUUCGAAAUUUGUAUCAUGUGAAUCAUAAUUAUGUAGAAAAUCAUGAGGAACAAUUGGGAUUGAUUUUGGAGUAAACAGAAGUCCUGGGAGAUAGCUGACGAGUUAAAAUGGCAGAUCCUACAGGCAUUAGUACAAUCGGCUGUGGAAUACGGUAAAGUGGGUUAAUUUUAGGGCUGCGCACGAGCUACUUAGUGGCUAAUUAGGAUUUCUCUCCUUCAACCAAUAGUUACUCAGGCCGGGAGUAGUUUCGGUAUCGCCUCACCUGGCCUCUGUUUUUUCGAGACAAGAUGUAGACGAUACCGUUCAAAAACAACUCAGAAGAUAUCUCGACGAGAUUGUCUUUAGAGCGAUACCUCUGGGGCUUCGUCGAGAGGAUCAGGGCCUUACGAGGACGUUCACGAGGGUCAUUCGCCAUUAGGGUCGGCCUGAUAACGUAUGGCCACGCAUUAGGGUUGACUCGGUUAAACCACAAAUAAUGCAUUUUUCACAAAUUUCCCUUCUCUAUUGUUUUUUAUCCAAUAUUGAUGUUCAUUUAAUAAACGUUGACUGCUGUUCAAUGGGAUAAA
This is a messenger RNA of Diachasmimorpha longicaudata, 3329 nucleotides long. RefSeq lists its product as uncharacterized. The transcript is spliced from 5 exons. NCBI's taxonomy places the organism in Eukaryota, Metazoa, Arthropoda, Insecta, Hymenoptera, Braconidae. Bases 931 to 2316 code for a protein of 461 amino acids. The record is from RefSeq and is a predicted model, not a curated record.